UCAACAAUUGUUGCCACAAAAGCUACUGGCAACCGAACUACUCAUGUACUCAUAAAUCGCUCCAAUAACACUAUAAUCGCUGGUAACACUACACAACGCCUGCAGCAUGCUAAAAUUUUGAAUAAACCACCGACAAAUAUUGCAGCGACCGCCGUUAUCGCUAAUAAGUCUCAAAUUAAUCAUAAUUCUCAUUCUCCUGCCAUACAAGCUGUGAAGCUGCAACAACAACCACUGCGCCAAAACAUUUCGGCCUUGCAACAAAUUAGGCCACAAACGCAACAGCAGCAGCAGCAAAAACAACAACAACAACAACAACAAAAGAUACAAUUAGUUAAGCCCAUCGUUCACAGUAGCAAUGCGGUGACAGUGACGGCCACGAAAACAACAACAGUAGCCAACAUGGCUGCGACUUCACGCAAUCUAUCGACUGUUACGCAAGUUAACGGUGUUCCCAAUUUAGUUCCUAACAGCAACAGCAUCACCAACAACAAGAGUGGAACUAUGACAACUUCCACAUCGGCAACUUUAUCGGUGAAAACGUUACCGACUGCAGCUGUAUUUCCGCAAAAGCAGCAACAGUUGCAGUUGCAGGCCCAACAACAAAUGCAUCAACAACAUAGCCAAAACCAAAUUCAACAACGUCAAUCUCAGCAGCAGGGACAAUCUGAGGAACAUAAACACGUAAUUGCCCACUCUCGUACUAUACCCGCCACAUCUCUCCCUGCGACAACAGUUGCUGCCACACCCGAUGGUACUGCCAUCACGGAAGCUGCUGAGCCUGAGGUUGAACCGGAGAUUGACAUUGUCAUCAACAACGUGGUUUGCUCGUUCAGUGUGCGAUGUCAUUUGAAUCUGCGUGAUAUUGCUCUCAAGGGUCUCAAUGUGGAGUAUCGUCGCGAGAACGGUAUGGUGACAAUGAAGCUGCGAAGACCUUAUACGACUGCGUCCAUCUGGUCAUCAGGUCGAAUCACCUGCACAGGUGCCACAUCUGAAGAACAGGCGAAAAUUGCAGCACGCCGUUAUGCACGCGUCCUUGAAAAACUUGGGUUCCGUGCCCGUUUUCACAAUUUCCGAGUAGUGAACGUACUGGGCACAUGCAGCAUGCCGUGGGCCAUUAAAAUUUUAAACUUCUCUGAAAGGUACAAGAAAGAGGCGAGUUACGAGCCCGAAUUGCAUCCAGGUGUUACAUAUAAAUUGCGCUUUCCAAAGGCCACUUUGAAAAUUUUCUCCACCGGCAGUAUUACUGUGACGGCUGCUAGUGUUGCUAAUGUGCAGGCCGCUAUUGAACAUAUCUUCCCACUGGUCUACGAGUUUCGCAAAAAACGCUCACCCGAAGAGUUGGAACAGUUGCGUAUUAAGCAACAACAGGCGGCUUUGGUUGAUACUACUGAAUUGGAGGAGGUGCUAGAUAGCGAUAUUGUCGUUGAAACUACCCAAAGUGUGCCAACAUUACAGCGCAGGCGUUCAUGCAAUAACGUAAUCAAUAAUUUUAAGCAAAAGCGUAGAAGACUGGGCAGUGAUGCCGAAGAUGGAACGUUAGCAGCAGCUGCUGAAGAAGUUGACGAUCCUGAGGCAAAAGAAAACGAUGAUAAUAUUGUUAUGUACGAUCCGGACGAUUUAAUUGAAGGACCUGAUGAUGAGGAAGUAUAAAUGCGAUAUGUGAUGUGUUUCUCUCGUUGGUAGAGGGGAGUGUUAAAAAGCAUUCAUGCUGUUUGAUUAUGUAUUAUGGUUUCAACAAAAUUUCUAUACAUAAUGUAAUGUUUUAUCUACGAGAAGAAAAUGACUUUACUACAAAUAGUAAUAAUGAAACGAAAUACGAAUAACAACAAAAUAAAAACAUAGAAUACUUAUAUUGUAGAAUGAAUGAUACGAAUUGCAUAAAAAUGCAAGCGAAUUGAUCAGCGAAUUCAUUCAGUUUGACGCCUUACAAAUUGCAUAUUAGAAGAAAAACUUGAACACAUCAGAAACCAAAUCAAAUCAAAUCUAAUCAAACAAAUGCAGUUUAUCGUUAAAAACACAACACAUUAAAAACUGGACGAUAAUGAUAUGUGUGAGUGAAUACAUACACUCAAUUGUGCGCAUAUAUUUCAAGAACUCCAGUACAAUCAAACACAUCAUACAUAUGGGAUUUUUUCGUUUCACCAUGAUUGGCAUUUAAGCGAUUCGAGUUUCAUGCCAAGAUGCAAGCAAUGAAAAUAUUAAAUGUCUAAUUUUGAGGAGUCUGCGAACUGCAAACUGCGAUCUACUAUGGGAAUUGUGAGCCAAAUAACUACAACUAUUUUUAAGG
Molecule: messenger RNA, 2287 nt
Organism: Rhagoletis pomonella (apple maggot)
Lineage: Eukaryota; Metazoa; Arthropoda; Insecta; Diptera; Tephritidae
Product: TATA-box-binding protein-like
Exons: 3
Biological process (GO): DNA-templated transcription initiation
Molecular function (GO): general transcription initiation factor activity; DNA binding
Source: RefSeq, a predicted model, not a curated record